Varanus komodoensis (Komodo dragon) is the source of this 5497-nucleotide messenger RNA. It is a transcript of the gene FKBP15, whose product is annotated as FKBP prolyl isomerase family member 15. Gene Ontology annotation, cellular component: growth cone. Lineage: Eukaryota; Metazoa; Chordata; Lepidosauria; Squamata; Varanidae. The record is from RefSeq and is a predicted model, not a curated record. Bases 152 to 3733 code for a protein of 1193 amino acids. The transcript has 30 exons. Gene Ontology annotation, molecular function: peptidyl-prolyl cis-trans isomerase activity.
CCAGCCGGCGUCCUUUCCUUUCUAUUCGUCUCCCUCUUUAGCUUGGCCAUCCCGGGGGGGGGGGGUGCUUUUUACGACAUUGUCGGUCAACUCUUCGCCGCGCUUUGCGUCACUGCCCACCGGCUUGGACGGACGGACGGACGGCGGCGGGAUGUUUGGGGGCGCCGAGGAGGAGGAUGCAGACUUCUUAUCUCCGACCGGAGGGGCCAGGUUGGCUUCCCUCUUUGGACUGGAUCAGACAGUGACAGGCGCCGGAAAUGAAUUUUUUCAAUAUACAGCCCCGAAACAGCCCAAGAAAGGUCAACCUGUUACAGCUGCAGGUCCACCAAAACAGAAGCCGCCCCCUCCCGCGGCCACGCCGUCUGUCUUCAUAGCUACAGCUGUUCAAGCGUACCGAUUUACAAACGGGCAGUACAUAAAGCAAGGCAAAUACGGAGCUGCGGUGGUGGGGAGCCACGUGACCAAAGAGUACAGAAUUCUCCUUUAUAUCAACCAGCAGCAGCAGGUCGCGGCUGCCAGGAUCCAUCCCGGAUUUGCCCUAACAGUCCAGCCCAACAACUUCAGCACAUUCUAUGAUGAUCAGAGGCAGAAUUGGUCUAUCCUGUUUGAGUCGGAAAAAGCAGCUGCGGACUUCAGCAAGCAGGUCUGCAUUGCCAGAUACAACAGCAGCCCCUCCCCCGAUGUGGUGCUUUCCCAGGAUCUCCUCCUUGGAGAAGGCCAAGGCGUGGAAGUGGGUGAUGCUCUGGAGGUGGCCUUCACGGGCUGGCUGUUCCAGAACGGUGGCCUUGGGCAGAUGUUUGACUCCAACAUCAACCAGGACAAGCUUCUGCGCCUGAAACUGGGCUCUGGAAAGGUGAUCAAGGGCUGGGAAGAUGGGAUGAUCGGCCUGAAGAAAGGAGGGAGGCGCUUCCUCCUCAUCCCUCCAACAUUGGCAUACGGGCCUCAGGGAGUCGCAAAUCGCAUCCCCCCAGACUCAGCCCUGGCCUUCGAAGUGGACGUCAAGAGGGUGCGGCUUGCGAAGGAUGUGAGCACCAAUGGGCAGACCCUGGGCUCCCGGGACACCCUCGCUCCUUCCCCAGGGCCGAACCCAGAGAACCUCACUACAGACCCAGCAGUCUUGCCUCCCUCCACACUACCUCCAAAGCCCGGGGAGCCGGCUGUGCGUUCCAAAUCCAGCUCGAUCAGUGAGCAGCUAGCGAAUCCCGAUGUAGCAAAAGCUAAGCUGAUCUCCCGCAUGGCGAAGAUGGGGCAGCCCAUGCUUCCUUUUCUUCCGGGUUCCGCACCAGCCCAGCUUGACUCGAGUGACUCUGAGUUCGAGGACCCCAACACUGUGCGAGGGACAGCGCAGCCUGCGGCCUCCUCACCCCUGAAGCCAUCCCCACCAGCGACCCUCCCUCAGAUGGCAGCACAAGUGCCUCAGCCAGCCACCUCUGGGCUCCAGCUGCCCUCCGCUGCCAUAAUCCCUGCGGCCCUCCAGACACAUCCAGCACUCCCUGGGACGGCGCAGAGCUUUCAGUCCUACGCAGGGAUGACAUAUGCCUACCCACAAGCCACUGCUGCAACUUCACAGCUCCAGCCCGUUGGGGCAAUGUACCCGGCUCCCUUUCAAGCAGCCGGAGACAUCGGUUCUUUCCUGAUGACUGAGGCACGCCAGCAGAACACAGAAAUCCGCUUGGCUGUGGGCAAGGUGGCCGACAAGGUGGACCAGCUGGUGGCCAAGGUGGAAGAACUGCAGAAGCAAAAUUCUGGCCACAGUUUGCUGCCAGGCAUCUCCUCUGUGACCAUGGAAACGGCCAUGAUCAUGAGCAAUAUCCAGCGUCUCAUCCAGGAGAAUGAGAGGCUGAAGCAAGAGGUCUUUGAGAAAAGUGGCCGCAUCGAGGAGCAGAACGAGAAGAUCGCCGAGCUGAUCGACCGCAGCCAGAGGUACGUGGAGCAGAGCAACCUGUUGCUGGAGCAGAGGAACAACUCUCUGCAGGCGAGGACGGAGCACACUCAGGCACGUGUUUUGCAUGCCGAGCAGGAGAAGCGCAAGCUGCCACCGGAUCAGGGGUGGGACCAGGUCAAGGUUGCCGAGGAGUUGUCGGCUGCCAUGGCACAGAUCUCCCGGCUUCAGCUGGAGCUGACGGAUCACCAGAAGAAGGAGAUGGGCCUCCGUGCACAGCUGAAUGCGGCCCUGCAGGAGGAGGAGAGGCACGGGCCCCAGCUCAGCCAGCUGCAGGCCCAGCUGGCAGAGCUUCGGGAGUCUUCCGAGGAUGCCAGGAGCAAAUUCCAAGCCGAGAAGCAGAACCGCAAGCAGCUUGAAGGCAAGGUGGCUGCUCUGGAGGAGGAGCUGGCUGACCUCCGAGUGGAGAAGGAGAGUCUGGAGAAGAACCUCUCUGAGCGAAAGAAGAAAUCCCUCAUGGAGAGAGAGCAGGCCGAAGAAGAGAAGGACGAGAUCCGCAAAUUGUACCAAGAAGAGCUGGAGAAGCUCCGGCAGCUUCUCAGAAAGGCUCGGAUGUCGACUGACCAGGCAGCUUCAGAGGCAGCUUCAGAGCAGAUGCAGACCGAGCUGGAGGCCCAGUGGGAAGCCAAGUUAGCGCGGCUGCUGAGCGAUGCCAAAGAGCAACACGCCCGUCAGUACCAGGACGUCUGUGAGCAAAGAGACGCCCAGCAGCAGGUGAUCUCCCAGUUGGAAGAAAAGAUUUCCCUGCUCAGAGCCACAAAGAACUCGGGGGACGAUCGGCUCUCGGUGCUGCAGGAACAGCUGGAGCAGUUGCAGCCAGUAAAGCACAAAUAUGUGGCCCUGCAGUCCCAGCUGGCUGCUCUCAAGGCCAAGUACAAAGACCGGAUCCAGGACCUUGAGGAGCGCGCUGAGCAGCCGUCGCCUGCGGGCUCAACAGAAGAGGUGAAGAGGAUCAUGAAUGCGGUUUUCCAGACUCUGCGGGGCCAGUUUGAGCUGGAGGAGACCUACACUGGCCGGGUGGUCCUCAGCGUCGUGAUGAACACCAUCAAGACCAUAACCCUGCGACUGCUGGAGAGGCACCAGGAGAGGGCAGAGAGUGGCAGUGGCAGCGAGGAAGAGCCCCAGAGUGCGUCUGCCCAGGGACCACCGGCUGCAACGCCUUCCCUUCCUUCUGAUCACCCAGAGGGCGCACUGGAGGGCUCUCAGUCUCCUUUGCCUUCAGACAGAGGCCCGGCUGCAUCGGCAUUGGCUGUCCCUGAAGCGCAGGCCGCAGAAGUGGGCAGUGAGCACCGCAGCGGCAUUCCAGUCGAAACGGCAGAGCCCCUUCCACCAAGGGAGACCCCUGCCCAAGAGGAGGAGGCCGCCUCUGAGCAGAUGGAGGCACGUGCUCAGGAUGAAACGAACCCUGCAGAUGCUGACACUCCUGUUCCACAGCCUUCAGAGCCAACAGCUAAUGGGCCGGCACUGGCCGUGGGCCCAGAGCAAGAAGAGGAGAGCAACCCGGAGGCUCCGAGCCAGGAUCCUGCAGGCUCUGCCCCCGUACCCGCCACGGCCAGCCAUCAGAGCGUGGCUGGAGCACAGCACGAACCGGCACCCAGUCCUGCCCGGGGGGAUUCCAGCCUCCCAGAGGACAAGUGUGGUUUGUCGAAACCUGCAGCUCGUAAGCCUUCUGCGUCCGCAGGACGGCUGGAAGAGGAGGAGGAGGAGGAGGUGAGCAUGAAGGGCCGGCCUCCCCCAACCCCACUCUUUGCGGACGACGACGACGAUGACGAACUGGACUGGUUGGGCUGAGUGGCUGGAUGACCGGCACAAGAGACGUUUCCAGUGACAGCUGACCUCGGCUAAAAGGAACUGGAGCGGGGGGUCUGUUCUUGGCCCGUGGCCACCUGGAUGGCUUACUCGGGGUCACCACGCAAUGCUGUGGUACUUGCACUCUUUCAGGGGCUGUGGGGCUCUCUUCCUACCUGGUCUUCCUCGAAGUGCGGGCCUGCCCUUUCCUUUUCCCACUGUUCCUGUAUCUGGCCUUGUGCUUCACCUGAAACUACUUAUGCAAGCAAGGACAGAUUUCUUCACAAAGAGACAGAACCAGGCUGGAAUCCGUAUCCCCCGCAGGAUCCCCUUCCAUGGCAGAGCUGGAAUGCAGGCUCUGAGGCUCUCGAUUCUUGUGACUGGUGAUGGUUUUUCUGCCCUCGCCCCCUCUGGACCGCUGCCUGCUGCGUUUUGCAGUAAGAAACCUCCUGUCAUUGUGGAUGUGAAGUGGGGAGCGAGACUGGCCUCUUGUUUGCGCAGUCAGAAUCCUGUUUAGGGUCACACGGAGCAGUCCUGCCCCUUCCUGGAACGUUCUCUGUCGGACAGCUCUGUUGGCUGCCCUGUGCCCGGCUGUGCGCAAAAACCCGCCCACCCGCUUGCUGUCGGGGAACGAGAUUUCUGGAGGGAACCGGCUCUUGUUUUUCCCCAGUCAAGAGGGCGUAGCUCCAUGGCUUUGCCCUCUCAACCCUGGGCGUGCGUUUGUUUCGCUGACCUUUAAUCCUGUCCGGCUGGGAUUACCAGGAAAUCUGAUGAAGCAUUAGGCUGGCCUCGGCCCGGCUUUUUCCAGUGACGCCAUCCGCACUCCAGUGCAAAACAGGAGCACCUGCUUGAAUCUCCCAGACUCCCAACUGGCUCUGGGGGAACUCUUCCUCAGUGCCUUGGCUUGGGGCACAAUUAUGUUACUGCUGUGGGAAGAGGGCUGUGUAAACCGAGAACUAAAAGCCGGGGUCAGCGCUGCCUGGCAGAGAGGAUAGGUGCUAAGUCAGGCAGGGGAGUGCUCUGGCCACGUCCCUCUCCUGGUCCCCCGGUCACCCCGGUCUCCAGAAGCAAGCUCACACGAAAGAGCUCUGAUCCAUGUGGAUGGAACUCGGCGCAGCAGAGAAUCCUUCCAUGAUCCUUGAGGAUGAGACUAUCCCAUUCAUAGCUUGGUGGCUGUGAGCUACCCAAGAUACUGUAAAAGUGCAUCCACUCAUGGUUCAGGAGGUACCCUGGCCUUCUCCAACCUGGGGCCCUCCAAGCAUGUCGAACUGCCUCUCCCAUUCACUCCACUGGCUGGGAAGUAGGGUAGUUGCUGUCCAGAGCCUGUGAAGGCAGCUUGUUGGAGAAGCUUGGUACAUGCCUUUGCCCCUUUAGUGCUGGGAGGUAGGGGUGUGUGGCCGGGUGAGGGUUGUCCUAAGCAAAUUAGAUUCUCCACUCUCCUGAGCAACACCUGCUUCCAGGCUGGAGGUGGCUUCUGCUUUCUCCCCUCUCUCCAGCAUAUUUCCUAGCCUUAGAAAUGGAGCACAGGAAAGGAAAUGCCUGUUGAGGCUCAAAUGCCCAGCAGCUUUAUCCCUCCCCCGCCCUCCCCCGUGUGCUGCCGCUUUAGACCUGGUUUGGGGGCUGAAUCAUCCUCAGAGUUCUCUCUCUUUGGAAGUGGAACUGACUUGGCAUUUCAGUGUGUCUCUUUGAAACCCUGAAACCAUGUUUGAAACCUGAUUUCAUGUCUUGGAAAAUAGAAGUGCAAUUAAAAUAAAUUCCUCUUGCGUU